UGUUCGGCCGCUGCGAAAGCGAGUCCCGCCUGGGUGCGGCCGACCUGUGGCGUCCCGAUCUGGACGUGAGCGGCGCCAAGCUGCUCGAGUCCGAACUCGAGCGCCUCUGGGAGCAGGGCUACCGCUGGCGCCACGUGUACAGCCAAUGCGUGGUGCGAUCGGCCCUCUCCGCGAUUCGUCACGGACGACUUUACGACCCGGGCUUCUGCGCGCGGACACUGGGCAGCACGCUGCCCAUAGUGUCCGACGAAAUAGCAAUGGAGCUUGAGCACCUGAGCCCUGACGACUUGGCCUUCAUCAAGUUCACACCGAACAGUGGUCUGAAAGAAGGUACCACGCCUCAGUUUGCCGACGAGGUGUACUUUCCCCCUCUGGACGGUGCGGCCGUUCAAGGCGCGUUCCUCACGUCCGGUGAAGUUCUCUCUAGUGCGGAGGACAACGCUGAUGCUGCAGUUGCUUCUGCGGCCUCUAUCUCUGCCCUCAAGGAUGCCCUCAAAGCUCAGGCAAUGAAGAGGAAGCCUAAGAACACAGAGGUAGCCAAAGACGACUCAAACGAGACCGAUGACGCGUCGGCGGAUAGCGAGGACGUUGCUGGCGUGCUCAACUACCUGCAGCAAGUGGCUAAGGACACGGCCUCGUUGCUGGACGAAAAUAAGGAACGCUACGACGUCUUCGUACCACCAGAUGUUCCCGUCGUGGAGACUGAGCUAUCGUCCGACCUCAACCAACGUCCAAUCUUCACCGAAGAAGGCAUUCAAUGGAUACCGCUAGGACAAGGAAAUGAGGGCCGCUCCGCAGAAGAAAACGUUGCCCAACCGGCUCGGGUGCCAACUGCCCCUUCCGCCUCGGUGCCGCCCGAGACGGAAAGCAGCCGUGACAUUGGUCGAGUGCUGAACGAAGUAGCUUUGUCGGAUGACUCCUCGGCCGCUUCUUCACCUAAUAGCGAUGGCAGCUCGGGUGGCGCUGCAACCUCUGCCACCGACGCGUCGUCUUCGUCGGCUGCGAUGGAUCGACCGCCGUCUCCGUGGGAGUCCAAGACCCGCGGAUGGGCCGACAGCCGCGAAGACUCGCUGAGGCUCGACGGCUGGAUGGAGUUCCCGAAAGAGACGCUGUACCCUACCGGGGCCUAUGAAGGUGACGAGCUCUUGGACAUCGGUGUGCGCCAAGAUCCUGCAUUCCGGCGUCCUAUGCGCUACGACACCAAGAAGCCGGGACCGACCUACUUCUACCACGAACCCGAUUCAUCGGAGACGUCACUGGAAAACGUGGAGAACGUACGCCGAAUAAUGAUGGCCCAACAUCAGCGUAACAAGAUGCGCUUCGGGACUCAGGAUGACGUUGGGCAGGAGGAUGCCGUGCUGGACCAUCUCAAGGAAGUCGGUCAAGCUAACGGCAAGCGCCAUGGCCUUGUCCCCACCGGCUCUAAGGAAAUGCUGGAGCACAGCUACCGGGGAGCCCUCGAUGCCGGCCCCACGCCAGACGGUUUCUACUCGGCGCUGGACUCCAGCAGCGCGUACAUCGUGCUCAACGAAGCCCCUUCGUCACAGAAGGAGGCCGACAGAGUUGUGUCCUCUCUGCAGAGAGCGCUGUUGCUGCCCUCCGGUACCUUUUCCAACGUGCGUCUGGAGGGAAACCGAGUGAACUUCAAGGUGAACCCGAACUCCCAGAACCUCAACGCCACAACCGUCGCAGCCAAAGCAGAAAGCCUGGCGGACUCACUGCACCAGAACUACACCAUCGUGGCGGCGGGUGUCGUCGGAGAGGCACAACUGGAACUGGUGCGUCCCAGCGAUGGUCGCAUGCUGGUGGCGACGCUGGUGGCCUGCGGAACCGUGCUUGUGCUCGUGGUGGCCGGAUCCGUGGCGUACCUGGUGCGCCGCGCCAGCCUGCGAUCCAAAGAGAAGUUGCACGGUCUCGCGCAGCCGGACACCGAGCCAAGCCAAGACUAUCAGGACCUGUGCCGCCAGCGCAUGGCCGCCAAGAGCCACGAGAGCGCCGAACCGGUGCACGUGGCCACGCAGUCGCCCAAGCGAGUCAGCAGCCUGUCCCAGAGCGAGCCGUCCCAGCCCGGCUCCAGGUCGUCUACGUCAUCCUGGAGCGAGGAACCGGUGACGUCUAACCUGGACAUUUCGACUGGACACAUGAUAUUGUCUUACAUGGAGGACCACCUCAAGUGCAAGGACCGGCUGGACAGAGAGUGGGAGGCGCUGUGCGCCUAUGAGGCCGACCCAUGCUCCACCGCGGUCGCCUCAUUGCCCGCUAACAUGAAGAAGAACCGCUACCCGGACGUCCUCACCUACGACCAUUCACGGGUGAUUCUCAACGACGUCUCCAACGCCAACGGCUCUGAUUACAUCAACGCCAGUACAAUCACGGACCACGACCCACGUAACCCGGCGUACAUCGCAAGCCAAGGACCCUUGCCACACACAACGGCUGAUUUCUGGCAGAUGAUCUGGGAACAAGGCAGCGUUGUGAUCGUGAUGCUGAGUCGCCUGAUGGAGAACGGAGUGGCCAUGUGUCAUCGCUACUGGCCCGAGGAGGGAAGCGAAGUCUACCACACCUACGAGGUACACCUGGUCUCCGAACACAUCUGGUGCGACGACUAUCUGGUGCGCAGCUUUUACCUCAAGAACUUGAAGACCAGCGAGACCCGCACAGUCACACAGUUCCACUUCCUCUCGUGGCCAGACAACGGCAUCCCGGCUUCCAUCAAGGCCAUCCUGGAAUUCCGAAGGAAGGUGAACAAGUCAUAUCGUGGACGUUCGUGCCCCAUUGUAGUUCACUGCAGUGACGGCAUUGGAAGAACGGGAACCUACUGCCUGAUCGACAUGGUACUGAACAGAAUGGCCAAAGGAGCAAAGGAAAUCGAUAUCGCAGCCACUCUGGAGCACAUGCGCGACCAACGAGCCGGUAUGGUAAAAACCAAGGUCCAGUUCGAAUUCGUCCUGAUGGCCAUAGCCGAGGAAGUGCAUGCCAUCUUGAAGGCGCUCUCCCACUGAGAGGUCUGCCACCAGCCUGGCAUUUGUCGAGGGCCGGCAUAAAGUGGACUGACUCCGCACCAGUCGUAGACGAUCACCUGACUCGUUGCAAGCCUGGCGACGUGCUUCCCCUAAUCGACUGAAUGACGAACGGCAAUGAGCUGCUGACUUGAUGGACGUGUCUCUGUUUGUUUCUUUGUAUUGUCGCUAUUUCUUUUUCAGAUUUCGAGAUGACUGCGGCAGUCUGACCAUUCACCGCAUUUUUCUAUCUCUCGCUUACCAUCUCAGUGUACUGGGCAGUACAGUAAAGUCAUUACUAAAUCCAUUUGCUCUUUAUAACAUUCUCUACUCCUUAACUGUUGCACCAGUAUAAACGAGGUCCUUUCACUAGUUGAAAUCCUAGGUAUUAUAGAAAUAGUUGCGGCUUCCUGAACAGUCGCCCCAAGAGGAGAUGACUUUAAAUGUGCGAUUAUCCAGCAUACGUUUAGUGAAGCGCUUGCAAUUACGCAUACAUUCUUUGAUCUUUAAAUUCCAUGCAAGCAAAAUAUUGCUUGAUUGAAUAUGGCCACGGAUAGACCUCCUUCGAUGCGUUUGGUUAAAAAGUCUAGUUCUUCAAUAUUACGCAUUCGGCGAUGUCCUAAAAAACCGCAGUGAGCCUACAUUAUCGCAUCUGACCUUUGCCCCUACUCGAUGCUGGACGCACUAAAGCGCUCAUUGUAAACAAAACCAAUUGCCUCUCGCAUUCUGCGCAGUCACUGGGCUUACGCCACAAUGUCGGGGCAGGCGCCAGCGUUAUUCAAUUUCUUUUCUUUUUCUUUUCACUUUUUCACGAUAUUGAGUUACACUAUGGGUUGGGUGUACAGAUUCAGCUUUUUCCAUGCGCCAUAUUCCUUCACGUGCUAAAUUACGCCUUGCAUGCACGCUGUAUUACCGGAAAGCUUUCGUCUAAGCCCAAAAGUUCCAUCACGUUAAGAGGUAGGCAAAUGUAUUGGAAUGUUGCAGAACAAGAAUAACUCGUAGCCAGGACACACACGCCAAGCACGUCUUUCGAGUGAGUCUUGGCCAGCUGACAGCUAGGUAUGUAACGAUGGCGUCGAAUCGGGAGAAGCCGGCCAGUGCUGCGCGUUUCAGCCGCCAACUUCACGCGUCCCGAUCCCCACUCUUUUUUUUUCCUUCCUGAACGCAUCAGACGUCCGCAUUUGAACAAUCGCGCAAUGUGUGUAUGUAUGUGCAAGCAUCAAAACGAAGCCUGAGGCCAUCCACUCGGGAACGUCGCCGCGUCAGCCGAUGUUGUAGUGUGAAUCGCCUUCACGCCGCACGCAUUUUCGCCACCGCGCCGACUCUUCUGCGCAUGCAGUCCACCUGUGUUCAACUUUCCAAAUCAAGUCGACCAAGCGUUCAUUGACGCGGCCGCAUCAGAUAGUACAGACGUAGUAACCUCCUUACAUUCCAAAACCAAGCGUAGCCAACCCGCCUCCUUUCAGCCAUUACUUUCUCCUCCUCUCUCCCAAACUUGCACUCCCCCCCUCUUCUAUUAGUCAAACUUUCGUAGCUUGAGAACCACGGCUGUGUUUGUAUCCGUAUUGCACAACAACCGACCAACAGGAAAAAAAAAAUGAAUGCUGUAAACGCGUUUGUCUGUAGUGUCAUAUACAAAGAUAUAGCGUUGCGUAUAAAAACCCAGCUCUUUCGGAGCAUUUCCAGAAUUUAUCGUACAUGUUACAUGAUUACCAUUAAAUUUUCUGUGUUUCGAGGAGAAAAAAAAAAGACACAGUUGGCCAAUGACGUAGAUGUACGUAUCGCAUAUAUGUGCUGAUGUACAAACUAUUUUGGAGCACCCUUGUGAAAAAGAAAAAAAAAAGGACUCUAUUUUUGACCUCUUCCGGGGCGUUUGUGCAUAUGUGUCAUGCCUCUGUUAUUGCUGUGUACGCGUGAGUGCUUCUGUUGAAAAAAUAUAUAUGUUUUCACUCCCAGAAUCCUUGCGCGGAGUUCAACACUGCACGCUAGGAGCAAGAUGACCAUGUGAUACACAGAUUUAUCGAGCGUUGUCACUUUAGAACGUAGCUUAUAGCAGUACUUGCCGAGUUUAGAAGGAGAGAUAUAUGCGAUAUUGGAAACGUUUGUGAGCGAAUCGUUGUGGAAGCUUGUUAUCUGCGUCGUGAGCCCACUUGAGGACGCGUGAACAAAUUCAUCCGUGCAAUUAGCAGUGUACGCGUCUGGCAACCCAGUGCCAACAAAGUUAGUGCUGUACAAGUUAACCCUGGGUGAUAUGAUACUAGUACUGAUGCGGGAAGUAAGACUACCAACCGCUUCAAUACUUCAUCUGAAUUCUCGCUUUUAUGCAAAGACGCGAAUUAUAAGUGCGAAAUUUCACUUUCAAUGCUUCUUUCUUAAAAAUCAUUUGCGAUCGAAAUGAUAAUACUUAUAAUUUUAAACUCUAUAGGGAAUCUACCAUCGCAAGCGUAGAAUUCUGCGAUAAUACUUGAUUGAAACGAGUGUAGACUUCUCUUGUUGAGCGUGCCCAGCCUUAUGCCCAGAUGCCUUUUUUUUUUCGCGUUUCUAGGACCGCAGAAAAUAAAUUUCAGGUCUCCCACUAGACGUUUGAGACGUCUUCCCUUCGAAUAUGAAAACGGGUUAAAGUUAUCUUCACUUGUUCAGCUGCUGAACGCACUUCUCAAGCACCUCAAUCGACCAUCAGAUAAAAUGGAUUGCACAUAGUUAAAGAAACUAUGCUCAGGAAACAAACCACUAGCCCAACUCAAGUCAAUCUUGUUUCCCUGAGUUUAUAUCUCCGAGUUAAUUUGCGCUGUACAAAGCAUCAUGUUGUUUCACCGCAGUUUUUUUUUUUCAAACCGUGGGCCUCUGGUCAUCAUAUAAGAAAACAAGUAUACUCACAGCUCUAGCUCACAUCGCAACUAAUCUCGACAAUUGAAUAUGUUCGCACUAUAUUUUUUUACUAGUCAAAGUUAUCAAUUUUUUUUUAAUUUAGAGUGACAGCUUUUUUUUUUCAAUAAAAGGACAACUGAAUCAGAUCUAGGCUAGUGCCAAUGCCUUUUGAGGAGCACAUUUAGUGGUGAGCUGUUGACAGGUUCUGUAGUUUUACCCAAUUCUUCUGCCUCAGUCUUCAUUCUUUGACAUGCAAGGUAAAAGCAAAAGUGAAAUCAUAGGAUUACGUAAAAGAAAAGAAAAAAACAGAUGACGUCAUGUCACGUGAUCAUUGGUGGCCUGAAAUCAACCUAUACGUUGGUUCACGUUGGUUCUGCUUUUAUGUGCCCACGGUAACCAUCGUACUUCACGUCAUGGCCUGUUGAGCCACGCAGCGCAGAACUGUCACGCCUUCACAUGGAGCAGGCAUAGCAACGCCCCUGUCAUCCAACAAUGCUAUUGUUUUUGAGAACGCAUGAGAUACGCUUGCAUUGUUGAUGGGACAGUGUUGCCAUGUCAAGAACUUGUUUCCAUCAGUGGAUGAAGAUGAAUCUUACACGUGAGGUUUGGCGGUAGCUGUAGGCACAAUCUCUCGCACAGACCCUAUCUUCUGUGUAUUGAAAACGAAAUCUUUCUGUGUCCGCAACAUUGUGCGAUUUCAAAAGCCAAAUUACGCGGUAAAAUGCAAAACUCUGUGCAAUGACUAAUCUGACACUUGUUCCAUUGUAGCACUGUUGAAACGUCCUCCUCCUCGAUAGACCCUCCACCGUAUUAUCCCCGAAUAAAUACGAACGUCAUAAGCCUUG
Molecule: messenger RNA, 6712 nt
Organism: Rhipicephalus microplus (southern cattle tick)
Lineage: Eukaryota; Metazoa; Arthropoda; Arachnida; Ixodida; Ixodidae
Gene: IA-2
Product: tyrosine phosphatase IA-2
Biological process (GO): regulation of secretion; protein dephosphorylation
Cellular component (GO): synapse; secretory granule
Molecular function (GO): protein tyrosine phosphatase activity
Source: RefSeq, a predicted model, not a curated record